Molecule: messenger RNA, 799 nt
Organism: Pelobates fuscus (common spadefoot toad)
Lineage: Eukaryota; Metazoa; Chordata; Amphibia; Anura; Pelobatidae
Product: beta-crystallin B1-like
Exons: 6
Coding region: 111-740 (209 amino acids)
Biological process (GO): lens development in camera-type eye; visual perception
Molecular function (GO): structural constituent of eye lens
Source: RefSeq, a predicted model, not a curated record
AAAAAGCUUUAUGCAAGCAGAUUUAUGGAGUAUAAAUACUGGGGUGGGGGGUCUGGCCAGAUACCAAGCAUCUUUCUCAGUGGCUCUGUCACAGCAAUUCCUAUUUCAAGAUGUCUCACAGUUCAGCUCAAGGCAGCAUUGGCAGUCACUCAACUGUGGGUCUGCAGAAUUACAAGCUUAUCUGCUAUGAAUAUGAAAACUUCCAAGGCCGCAAAGUGGAGUUCAACUCUGAAUGCCGUAACCUGUGUGAUCGUGGCUUUGAGCAGGUGAAGUCCAUCAGAGUGGAGUCAGGACCUUGGGUUGCAUUCGAGCAGAAAGAUUUUAGUGGAGAGAUGUUCAUCAUGGAGAAAGGAGAAUAUCCUCGUUGGGACUCCUGGUCUAACUGUUUCCGUGCUGACAGGAUAAUGUCCUUGAGGCCAGUUCGCAUGGACACUCAGGAUUACAAGAUCUCUCUUUACGAAUGUGUGAACUUCGAGGGAAGGAAGAUGGAGGUCUGCGAUGAAGAUAUUCCCAGCCUAUGGUCCUAUGGAUUCCAGGACAGGGUAGCCAGUAUCCAAGUUGUUGGAGGAACAUGGGUUGGGUACCAGUACCCUGGAUACAGAGGAUACCAGUAUCUGAUGGAAUAUGGACCAUACAAACAUUGGAACAACUGGGGUGCCAAUCAGCCUCAGAUUCAGUCUAUCCGCCGGGUCAAAGACAUGCAAUGGUACAAGAGAGGGAACUUUGAAGUUGGUAACUAGAAAGGCAUAGAGAAUAUGACACAGAACCUAAAUGGCACAAUAAAGGGACUUGUUUCUUU